UAAGAAAAGCGUGCUCGAUUUUUUCAAUACCCGAUUUACUUUUAUUUUACGUCUCCACUACGUAUAAAACGCAUUUAGGAAAAGUGUACAAUGUCAAGAGCUUUUAAAAAACUUUUUAGAAUUUGAUACUUUGUGAAAUUUACUUAGGAAGCGCAUUAUUGAAUUCACGGAUCCUAUACUUUGCAAAACUUUAAAAAACCUUAAACAUUGAGAAAACAAUGACGUCAUCAUUUUCGUUCAUUUCUGAAAAAGUAUACCAGACCUGCAUACUUUAUAAAGUUUUUAAAAACUUGCUUAUCCGAAACAGACCAACACAUAGCCUAUGUUCGACAUAACAAUUAUAUAAACGUAAAUCAAUCUGAGUAGAACUUAUUGAUAAUCUUCAAUUUACAUUUGCAUAAAAAUUUAAACACUACUUUAGACCCAAAAGACGACAGAAGCCAACUCUGUAUUGUUUUUUAUAUGUAUAACAAAAAAAUAUUUUUUCCAAAAGCAAAGUUGUUUUCAUUGCAGGAUAAAUUUGUUUUUUAAAUUUUAACUAAAUUUAUUUAGGUAUCACCAUAUUUCCUCAAAUAUCUUUCUAAGGAAAGUUUGUGUAAUUAAAAUUCCACUGAAAUUUUAGAGAAAAUGUUAUAAACUUUUUGCUACUGUUAAGGAAUUGCAUAAUGAAUUCCUUUGGAAUUACACAUACUUAUUUCUAAAAGCUGUAAAUGAACUCAAAACUUGAAUUCAUUUUCAACAUAUAAAAUAAUGUAAUUUUCUUUAACCAAAGCAUGGCAACAUCCAAGAAUGGAUUAAAAACAUUGUGGGUACCAGGCAAAAAUCCUAACAAAAAAGGUAAAAUCGAAACUACAAAAAAACCAGUGAAUUACAACAAAACACAGAAGAAGAAUGAACAAUGGACCCUAGGUGGACCUAAAUCAAUUGAAACUUUAAUGAUAUGUGAUGCUCAAUUAGAAGUCCUAAAUGGUGUUAUUCCCUCCACAUCUAAAAACAAUUCACACUCCUACAUAGAUAAAAAUAAUUGUUCCAUUGAAAACAAUUUAAAAAAUGACAAGACUAAUUUUGAUGAAACAAAUGAAAUAUGCAGUUGCAGUAUAGAAGAAACAGACGCAAAAGAAGUACUUCCCGAUUGUGAAAAUGAAAAUUCAAAAAAUGAAAGAUACGAGAAAUUAGUUACAUGCUUGUAUUAUACCAUCAAUUUAUGUGAAUGUAGCAUAAGUUAAGUUUAAGAAAAUGUCCAUAUGUCUAUUUGUAUAUAUAUUUUUCUUGUAUAGUUUACAAGUACAUAAUUCCGUAAUUCGUAUUUAUUUUAAAUAAAACUUUAUACUGAGAAAACCAAGCACAAUCUAAGAAUAAACGAAUAAUAA
Molecule: messenger RNA, 1370 nt
Organism: Condylostylus longicornis
Lineage: Eukaryota; Metazoa; Arthropoda; Insecta; Diptera; Dolichopodidae
Exons: 2
Coding region: 774-1226 (150 amino acids)
Source: RefSeq, a predicted model, not a curated record